Molecule: messenger RNA, 564 nt
Organism: Salvia splendens (bonfire salvia)
Lineage: Eukaryota; Viridiplantae; Streptophyta; Magnoliopsida; Lamiales; Lamiaceae
Product: CRIB domain-containing protein RIC10
Exons: 3
Coding region: 36-446 (136 amino acids)
Source: RefSeq, a predicted model, not a curated record
UAUUAGAUCAUCUUGAUUUGAUUUUUAGGAAGAAAAUGAGUGGUUUUUUUGUUGCAGUGAAGGAGCCAGAAUUGGAAAUUGGGGGCCCCACUGAUGUGAAGCAUGUUGCACAUAUUGGGACGGAUGGCUCCUCCGGAAAUGCACCCUCUUGGAUGAAUGAGUACAAGACGGGGAGUGAUUUUGCAGCAACAUCCCUUGGUAAUUCUGCCUCCGGUUCGGGCUCAGCCGGCACGUCUCCCUGGUCAUCUCGAGAACUUGGUGAAUCCCAAUCGGGUGAAACCUCGACGGAGGUUGCUGGCGCGAAGAAGAAGGAGAGGAGGAAGAAGCCGAGAUCGAGUAACUCUUCUCAAUCCAACAACGGCUCUUGUUCAUCAAGGCCUUCAAGGCAAGGAAAGCCAAAAACCAAAUUCAUUGAAGACAAUGCUACAAACAUCCAAGUUGUAUAAUAAAAUCAUCUAAUUAAACUUGUGAAUUUCUUCCAUUUUAUCCACUUCUUGAUGCCUUUUUCUAUGUUGUAGAGUUAAUUAUGAUUUGAGGGAGGGGCUAUCUAUCUAUCUAUCUAUA